CAAAAUGGCGGCGUUUAGAACUGGACUUCGACAUUUAUCUGGGUAUCGACCUUUUUCACCUAGGUCUGCUGAUCGGCAUUUACAGACAGCAUGCCGGAAGUUUUGUUCUCAAUCUCAACAACAGUCUCCCGAGGACGAGUUCCAUGUAAAUCGAUUAGAUGGUGAUAGAAAAGGAAUAGUUGUCUUUUCCAUGAGGAGAUUCAAAUCCAAAAAUGCUAUGGGUAAAAAUAUCAUACAAAGAUUUAUAGACAGUUGUCAAGAAGUAAAACAUGAUAGAAGUAUUAGUGUGAUUAUACUCAGAAGUGAAGUACCUAAUGUUUUCUGUGCUGGGGCAGAUUUAAAAGAAAGAGCUGAAAUGAGUAAUGAAGAAGUUUCAGCAUUUGUACAGAAGUUAAGAUGGAGUGUUACAGAGCUAGCUAAUCUACCAGUGCCUACAAUAGCUGCUAUUGAUGGUUUUGCUCUUGGUGGUGGAUUAGAGAUAUCAUUAGGCUGUGAUAUGAGAGUAGCAGCAAGCAAUGCUAAGAUAGGUUUAAUAGAAACAAGUUUGGCCAUUAUACCUGGAGCAGGAGGAACACAAAGAUUACCGAGAGUUAUUGGACCAUCUUUAGCUAAAGAGUUGAUAUUUACUGCCAGAAGAUUAGAUGGAUUUCAAGCAAGAGAUCUAGGUGUAGUAAAUCAUGCUGUACAACAGAAUGAUAAUGGCGAUGCUGCAUAUCAUAGAGCUUUAGAAUUAGCGGAAGAAAUUUUACCAAAUGGACCAAUAGCUUUGAGAAUGGCAAAACUUGCAGUCAAUAGAGGAAUUGAAGUUGAAUUAGAUUCAGGUUUGAAAUAUGAAGAGGCUUUCUAUGCUCAGAUUAUUCCUACUAAAGAUAGAAUUGAAGGAUUGAAAGCAUUUAAAGAGAAGAGAAGACCGGUGUAUAAAGGACAUUAAUUUUCACAUAGAUUGAAUGUUUUAGUCAAGAGUGAGUGAUUUUGAUUUAACAAGAUCACUAAGAUUAUAAACUGAGUUUCCAGCAUGUGUAUUAAGUAGUGAUGAAUUUGAAGAAAUCUGAUAUUCAGUAGCCUAUUAUAAAAAAAAAUCAAGUAUACAUAAAAUCUUUUUUUAACUGGAAUUUCAGCUAUGGUGUGUAACAUGUUUUGAUAUCAAACUAUAAAAUACAGUGUUAAUAACCCAAAACAACAUGCAGUGUAAAUCACAAAUAAUGUUGUAAGUGUGUUCUCAAGACUUUAUGAAGUAUAAAUUGCAUUUAUCGACCUUUACAUUGUAAGAUUUAUAGAGAAAAGAAGAAAAUGUAUUUGAUUAUUUAUUUAUGAAAUGUACCAGAUAAUAAAGAACUUUCUUCU
Molecule: messenger RNA, 1344 nt
Organism: Lottia gigantea (owl limpet)
Lineage: Eukaryota; Metazoa; Mollusca; Gastropoda; Lottiidae
Exons: 9
Coding region: 5-931 (308 amino acids)
Biological process (GO): fatty acid beta-oxidation
Cellular component (GO): mitochondrion
Molecular function (GO): enoyl-CoA hydratase activity
Source: RefSeq, a predicted model, not a curated record